AUGCCAUUUCAAGUCCCAGAGUUCCUAGGUACCUACCGCUUUUGGGUGGGUGCCUCUCUGGCUGGCUCUGUUCUCCUGGUCAGGUUUGCUCCUCAAUAUUCAAUUUUACAAUCCUACACAUGGACAGCGUCGGUAAUUUUUCUCCUCCACGCGCUUGUCUGGGCGGUCUACGUUAUUUUCAUCUAUCCUCACUACGUCAGCCCUCUGCGCAAUCUUCCAACUGUCAAAGGAGGUAGCAAAAUCUCCGGCCACUGGCGCACAAUGCUCAAAGAACCCUCCGGAGUACCUCAGCGACGCUGGGCACAGGAAAUUCCCAACGAUGGUUUGAUCCGCUACUUGCAUCUCUACAAUCGGGAGCGUCUCCUGGUCACCAGCCCCAAAGGUCUUGCCGAAGUUCUGAACACUAAGAGCUACGAAUUUAUCAAGCCCGAGUUACUUCGCACCGGUAUCGGACGAGUCUUGGGCGUCGGUGUCCUUCUCGCAGAGGGCGAGGAUCACAAAGCUCAGAGGAAGAAUCUCAUGCCAGCAUUUCACUUUCGCCACAUCAAGGAGCUCUACCCAAUUUUCUGGUCCAAAUCUCGAGAGAUGGUACAUGCUAUCCAAAACCAACUCAAAUCUUCGACCGAGUCACAGCCCUCGAUUGAAGUUAGCGAAUGGGGAAGUCGUGCAACAUUAGACAUCAUCGGCUUGGCCGGCAUGGGCCAGGACUUUAGCUCUCUACAAGACCCGACGAACGAACUGAACCGUGUCUAUCGAGCAGUCUUCCAACCUGACCGCACCGCCCAAAUCCUAGGCCUCCUGUCCUUCUUCCUUCCCGCGUGGCUUCUCAACAACCUCCCCAUCGACCGAAAUAGCAAAGUGCAAGCUGCAGCGGACGUUGCCAAAGACACGUGCCGCCAACUGAUCGCACAGAAGAAACAGCGCAUGGCCAACAAAGAACCCAUGCAACCGGACAUCAUUUCUGUGGCGCUCGAGUCUGGCGGGUUUAGUGAUGAAGAGCUGGUCAACAACAUGAUGACGUUCCUUGCCGCCGGCCACGAAACCACAGCUUCGGCGUUCACCUGGGCGAUCUACCAGCUCUGCCAACGACGAGAUAUCCAGGCACGCCUGCGCCAAGAGAUCCAUGCACACAUCUCCAAUCUCGACGCCAAAAAUAUCACCUCCGAAGUCAUUGACGCAAUUCCCUAUCUUCACGCCGUCUGUCAAGAGGUUCUCCGCCUAUGGGCUCCUGUACCGCUCACGUUGCGCGAUGCUGCCUGCAACACCUCCAUUCUGGGCCAAUUCGUCCCCAAGGGCACCAAGAUCAUUCUCGCGCCCUGGGCGAUCAACCACAACACCUCGCUCUGGGGUGACGAUGCCUCCGAGUUCAACCCCGACCGGUGGACCGCGCCGGGCCAAGCGAACGCCGGCGGCGCCGUGAGCAAUUACGCAUUCUUGACGUUUCUGCACGGGCCGCGAAGUUGCAUCGGCGCCAAAUUCGCCCUGGCUGAGUUUGCAUGCCUGCUUGCCGCGUUCGUAGGCAGCUGGGAGUUCGAGAUGGUCGAUCCGGACAAGGAGAUUGAGAUCAAGGGCGGCGUUACCGCGCGUCCGAAGGGUGGCGUGGAGGUAUACUUGAAGCCCGUGGAGGACUGGGCGAGUUGA
Molecule: messenger RNA, 1641 nt
Organism: Cladophialophora bantiana CBS 173.52
Lineage: Eukaryota; Fungi; Ascomycota; Eurotiomycetes; Chaetothyriales; Herpotrichiellaceae
Exons: 1
Coding region: 1-1641 (546 amino acids)
Molecular function (GO): monooxygenase activity; oxidoreductase activity, acting on paired donors, with incorporation or reduction of molecular oxygen; iron ion binding
Source: RefSeq, a predicted model, not a curated record